AUGCCGAACGCCACACUCGUGCUGCCCCGCCCCGGCACGGCGGCCAAGCCCGGCGACGAACCGCAAUCAAUCCCCGCGCCGUCCGAAGAGGCCUUCGUCGCCACCUUCGGGAACCUGCUUCCCCAAGCGUCGUACCUGCGCACGUGUCACGGCCGAGCGGCCUACUACAUCUUCCCGGCCACAGCCGGCCAACCCACAACCAGCAGCGAAACCCCUCCCACCCCCCGCGUGCUCCUGAUCCACGGCGUCCAAACCCCCGCCCUUGGCAUGCAGCCCCUGGCACGCGAACUCUCCACGCGCUUCCCACACGCCCAGAUCGUGCUUGUCGACCUCUGGGGCCACGGGCUCUCAGAUACGCCGCUGGCGCCGCAUGAUCCGCCGCUAUUCCACGCGCUUGUCGAGGCGCUGCUGCACGAGCUGGGCUGGGCGGACGCGCAUUUCGUGGGCUACUCCUUCGGCGCCUCGACGGUCGCAAGCCUGGCGGCUGCGAGGCCCGAGCUCGUGGCUUCGAUGGUGAUAAUUGCGCCCGCGGGGUUGAUCCGGUCGGGGAAUUUUAGUGAGGUGCAGAGGGGGUAUUUGCGCGGUGGCGAGGGGGUGGAGGAGCAGGCGCGGGCGUGGAUUUUGGACUGGUUGGAGGGGGGCGAGUUGGUCGUGCCGAAGGAUUGGAAGGAGAGGGUUGGACGGGGAGAGGUGGUCGCGAAGGCUGUGAAGGAUUGGGAGUUGAGGGAGCAUGAGGGGCAUGCGGCGAGCGUGGUGGCUAUCUUUAGGGAUGGCGGUGCUUUGGACCGGCAUGCUGAGUUCGCUAAGGCUGCAAGGACUGGGAUCAAACACCUUUGCAUUAUGGGGGAGAAGGACGAUGUGAGUAGCGCGGAAGAGUUACAGGGUCUUGGGCUACGUAAUGUUGAGGUUGUUCCGGACGUCGGUCAUGCGGUUGUGCGAGAGCGGGUACAGGAGGUUGCGCAAUUGAUAGAGGAGUUCUGGAACAGGCUAUAA
Messenger RNA from Anthostomella pinea, 993 nucleotides. Lineage: Eukaryota; Fungi; Ascomycota; Sordariomycetes; Xylariales; Xylariaceae. The record is from the annotation of a GenBank genome assembly.